CGACGACCUGCCACCAGGGACCGCACGACAAUGGCCACCAUCUCUCUCGAUGAAGAGGUCAGGCUGUAUACCACCAACGCAGAGCGAGAAAAGUACACCCUCUUGUCGACGCUCUAUGGGAUUAUCGUCGCACUGGAUUACCUCGAGCGGGCGUAUGUACGAGACUCUAUCACAGCUGCUGAGUACUCCCCGGCAUGCACGCGACUUCUAGGGCAGUAUCAGACGAUGCUGAAGCUCGUCAGUGACGAGGUCAAGUCGGUCGAGCAGUUCAUGGAGCGGUAUCGGAUGGACAAUCCAGCGGCACUACAUCGUAUCAAAGUGGGCGUUCCUGCCACAGUUGAGCAUUCCUCCGAAGGAGGGCCGGAGACGGGCAAAUGGAUCGCGGAGACGACGCAGAACUUUAUCACGUUCAUGGACGCGCUGAAGCUGCGAAUGCGGGCGAAAGACCAGUUGCACCCGAUUCUGCAGGAGCUCGUCACGGGCUACGCUAGGUUCAAGGGGAGUAAGGACUGGGAGGGUCGGGGAAAGAUGGUUUCAUGGCUCAUCUCACUGAAUAGCAUGAAGGCGUCAGAGGAGAUCACGGAGGAACAGUCACGGCAGCUUUUGUUCGAUGUAGAUCACGCAUACGCCGAAUUCUUCAGAAGUCUAGGCAAGGGCGAACCAUGAGUAUCAGUACCAGAGGUCUAUUAUCACGUCUCCUCAUGCUAUCUUCUUGGUUGUAUAUUACGGCAAAUUAUCA
Molecule: messenger RNA, 739 nt
Organism: Coniophora puteana RWD-64-598 SS2
Lineage: Eukaryota; Fungi; Basidiomycota; Agaricomycetes; Boletales; Coniophoraceae
Product: vacuolar protein sorting-associated protein 28
Exons: 6
Coding region: 31-666 (211 amino acids)
Biological process (GO): protein transport to vacuole involved in ubiquitin-dependent protein catabolic process via the multivesicular body sorting pathway
Cellular component (GO): ESCRT I complex
Molecular function (GO): protein-containing complex binding
Source: RefSeq, a predicted model, not a curated record